AUGGCUGUUCAGUCAGGCCCUCCAGACGUAAAUUUAACUCGUUUUUGGGAGCUUGAGGAACUUUCCGCCGCCAAAAAGUAUAAUCUUAUUGAAAGAUAUAGCUCAUUCAGCAAGCUACAGAGAGUUGUUGCAUACAUAAUGCGUUUGAUUUACAACGCCAUAUCUAAUAAGCAGCGCAAAUUGGGUCCAUUAAGCACCGAUGAACUUUCGCAAUCUCAUAAUUUAAUUAUUAAAAUGGUCCAAUUAUCAUCAUUUAAAAAAGAUAUCGAAUUAAUAAGUAGAGGUGAACAGCUUCCUGCUACUAGUAAAUUAAUUCCAUUGAACCCAAUUUUGGAUGACUGUGGUAUCCUGCGUGUUGGAUGCAGGAUCGCACAUGCUUCUAUAGCCUCGGACCAGCGCCAUCCUAUUUUAUUGCCGAGCCAGCAUCAUAUUACAAGGAUAAUUAUACGAGCAGAACACAUAAGGCUUAAGCAUGCGGGAAUACAGUCGACCCUAUAUUCUGUACGCCAGGUAUAUUGGCCUUUGAACGGCCGGAGUACCACGAGGAGCGUAAUUCACAAAUCUGUGCCCUGUUAUCGUGCUAAGCCACGUCUUUUAGAUCAUCGUAUGGGAAUUCUACCUGCUCAACGUAAGACCUCUUCGAGGCCCUUCCUUCGCGUUGGUGUGGACUAUUGUGGUCCCUUUUAUAUUAAAGAGAAACGUCAUCGAAACCGCGGUCUCAUAAAGGUUUAUGUAGCGGUAUAUAUAUGCAUGUGCACAAAAGCUGUGCACUUAGAACUCGUCAGCGACCUCACAACGGAGGCUUUUAUUGCAAGCUUGAAGCGCCUUUUUGCGAGAAGAGGAAAAUCCGUAGGAAUUCACUCCGACGUUGCCAAUAAUUUUGUUGGAGCUAAAAACGAGCUAACAGAGCUCUAUAAUAUGUUCAAUUCUGAAGCACAUUGGAACGCUAUAUUCAAUUUCUGUAAUGAAGAGAAAAUCUCUUGGCAUUUUAUUCCUCCCAGGUCUCCUCAUUUUAGAGGGAUUUGGGAGGCUGCAGUCAAAUCAUUUAAACAUCACCUCGUCCGUACCGUAGGUGAUGUCUUGCUUACUUUUCAGCAAUUAGAGACAUAUAUUAUUGAAAUAGAGGCAAUACUUAAUUCUCGACCCAUAUCUCCUAUGUCCUCUGAUCCCAACGAUCUUCUCCCAUUGUCUCCUACCCAUUUCCUUAUUGGUAGCCCAUUGACUUCUUUUCCAGAGAUUGACCUUUCGGAAACACCAGCUAAUCGUUUGUCAGCCUGGCAGCAUGCUCAGCAGCUUGAGCAGCACGUCUGGACACGCUGGCAUAAGGAGUAUCUGCAGCAACUUAUCAAAUUCAGCGGAUCUCGUUCACAACCUCCUAAUCUCAAGGUCGGAUCAUUAGUUCUCAUUUUUGAGGAGAAUUUGCCUCCUUCAAAAUGGGCUCUAGGACGCAUCGUCACCGUACAUCCGGGCCAGGAUGCAAUUGUAAGAGUAGUAACACUCAAAACCAAAACCGGCGAAUACCAGCGAUGUGUCAAGAAGCUCUGCCCUCUUCCCAUAGAUGGAGAAGAUGAUGACUUCACCCCAUUUGAUUGA
This is a messenger RNA of Microplitis mediator, 1593 nucleotides long. RefSeq lists its product as uncharacterized. Gene Ontology annotation, molecular function: nucleic acid binding. Gene Ontology annotation, biological process: DNA integration. Lineage: Eukaryota; Metazoa; Arthropoda; Insecta; Hymenoptera; Braconidae. The record is from RefSeq and is a predicted model, not a curated record. The transcript has a single exon. The coding region runs from base 1 to 1593 and encodes 530 amino acids.